AUGAAACCAUCGAUCGAAACCAAUGCCACUAACAACACCACACUAUUUCACCAACCUCACUACCAGGAACUUAAAUCUUCGUUCACACGUCCAAUUUCAGAAUCCAAUUUUCACGAAGGAGAAUGUUUCUUUCAACAUCAAGUAGGUCUUAGUGAGGACAAGUCCUCUCAACUCUCUCAAUUUGUUCGAAAUUACAUGCCCAUGCAACAUCGAGAGUUUUAUGAAAAGAUGCCCUUUUUACUUGUUUCAUCCAUGGAUGAGAAGGAAAGAGUAUGGGCUUCUAUUAUUGUUGCUCAUCCUCCUUUCUUACAAGAGAGUACCAAUGUUCAGACUUUACAAGAAUCAACAAAUGAUUUGACAUUACCUUAUCAGGCAAAACCUAUGGUUUCAUUGGCAAGAACACUUGACGAUCGCUCGAUUCACAUUGAAACCAUGCUCUUGCAUGGGGAUCCCUUACAGAACAAUCUUAAAUCUGAAAUUCCUAUUGGAAUUCUUGGAAUUGAACCUCAUACACGAAGAAGAAAUCGAGUGAAUGGCCGAGUGAAAGGAUCUGUUGCAUUUUCUAAUUCAGGUAUCAAUGAUCAUCAUGAAACAGUUUCAUUCUUAUUGGAGGUUGAUGUGACUAUGGGAAAUUGUCCUAAAUACAUUCAAGCUCGAGAAUGGAAUUGGAAAGAUCGACGAAGAGAGGAAGGUUAUGGUAAUGUCUCUCGAGGACUAUGGGUUCUUCCUUCGCAAUUGGAAGAAUUUAUUUCAAAGAGUGAUGCGUUUUUCAUUGCAUCUGCUUCAAAAGAGUCAAUGUCAUCUAGCUCUCUCAAUCCUACUGAGCAUGACAGACGACAGGGUUUGGAUGUUUCACACAGAGGAGGAAAACCAGGUUUUGUCACAGUAAGCAGAACUAUUUCUCAAGUAGAAAAGACAGAACAGACAAUCCUGGAGUAUCCUGAAUAUUUAGGGAAUUUCAUGUUUAACACUUUGGGUAAUAUUGUCACGAAUCCAAAGGUUGGAUUAUUAUUUAUCAAUUUUGAUAAUGGAGAUUUACUGUACAUGACAGGGAAAGCAUUUGUAGCUCAAGGAUUUCAAUCCAAACCUGGAGCUCAACAUACCGUUCGUUUUUAUUUAGAAGAAUGGAUUUAUUCUCAGAAACAGGUCCCUUUUGAGUGGAAAUACCUUUCAGAAUCCAUCUAUAAUCCUCAGGUUCAAUUCCAAUCUUCCUUGUCAAAAGUCAACUCCAACAAGUUAGGAAUGGACUCAAUUGUUGUGCGCUGUAAGGAUCGUAAAAAAGAAACCCAUGACACAGUGACUUAUACCUUUUCAACAGCAGUAGCUUUGGGAACUCUUCAAAAAGCAGGUCAAUAUGGAACCUUUUUAAUUGACAUGGGUCCAUCAGGAGUUGUAGAACGAUCUUGGACACUCACUUCUCCAGGUGGAGCAGGUCUCUAUGAAAUUAGUAUUACUGUGAAGACAAAAGAGGGAGGACUUGUUUCAAAUUACUUGUAUGAACACAUGUGGCCAGAAAAAGAAUUACGUCUGAAGGGAAUUGAGGGAACAUUUACAUUGGAAGAUUGUAUUCAUGAUUUGAAUGAAACAAAAUAUUUGGUUUUCAUUGCAGGUGGAAUUGGUAUCACACCGUUUAUGAGCAUUUUGAGGAGAAAAAAGUUGCAACAGUUGCAAUCGAUCAUUCCACAAUUGGAAAAGAUUCACUUGAUUCAUGUCGUGAGAACUGAACAAGAUUUGGUGUUUAGAAGUGAAAUCGAGAAAAUGGUCCAUCAUGAGUUUAAAGAUGUGUUCGUGUUUCAUCCAUUCUUGACGGCAAGUCAUAUUUCUGAAGACUGGAAAGGAGGACGAGGAAGAUUAUCCAAAACGGAUUUAGAGAAGAUCAUUUGUCAUGAACAACUGCUUGAAACACAGGUAAUGAUGUGUGGACCCUUUGGAUUCAUGGAAAACAUUGAAAAUAUUAUGCAGGAGAUUGGGUUAGAAAAAGGAAGACUUCAUUCAGAACAAUUCAAUUUUUAG
Naegleria lovaniensis is the source of this 2013-nucleotide messenger RNA. RefSeq lists its product as uncharacterized. The transcript has a single exon. The record is from RefSeq and is a predicted model, not a curated record. Bases 1 to 2013 code for a protein of 670 amino acids. Gene Ontology annotation, molecular function: oxidoreductase activity. NCBI's taxonomy places the organism in Eukaryota, Heterolobosea, Eutetramitea, Acrasida, Naegleriidae.